AUGGCUGCUUAUGAUCCACUGAACAAGGCUUCCAGAGCCUCCGACUUCGAGAACUAUUUGACUGGAUCUAUAACCUCCACUCCUAGUGGAUCUAUAACCUCCACUCUUAAUGGAUCUAUAACCUCCACUCCUAGUGGAUCUAUAACCUCCACUCUUAAUGGAUCUAUAACCUCCACUCCUAGUGGAUCUAUAACCUCCACUCUUAAUGGAUCUAUAACCUCCACUCCUAGUGGAUCUAUAACCUCCACUCUUAAUGGAUCUAUAACCUCCACUCCUAGUGGAUCUAUAACCUCCACUCCUAGUGGAUCUAUAACCUCCACUCCUAGUGGAUCUAUAACUUUCACCCCUUAG
Molecule: messenger RNA, 351 nt
Organism: Procambarus clarkii (red swamp crayfish)
Lineage: Eukaryota; Metazoa; Arthropoda; Malacostraca; Decapoda; Cambaridae
Source: RefSeq, a predicted model, not a curated record